AUGUGGAGAGUAGCAGUUGAUGAUAGUGAUGGUUUUCUGAUGCAGAGGGCGGAGUUGAAGGAUGUGCGAGGUGAUAGGCAUGCGAGUCGAGAUGGACAACAGAUGAGUCUGCCUCACGUCCUUCCUGGACUUAUCCUGCAAGGCGAUUACGUGGCAGCUGAUGCGCCGCAGCAUCGAGAAGGGCGUGAAGAUCGGCGUUGGCGAAGACUUCCUGACGUUGCGGGUGCAGAGCAUGAGACAAUCUCCAUGGCGAAUCAAGUGUGCAGGGCCAACUAUGAGGGUCAGGGAACCACCUAG
This is a messenger RNA of Strongylus vulgaris, 297 nucleotides long. Lineage: Eukaryota; Metazoa; Nematoda; Chromadorea; Rhabditida; Strongylidae. The record is from the annotation of a GenBank genome assembly.